GCAUUUAGUUCUAAUUGAAACAUAUAUUUGGACCUUAAUCCAACUCAACACACAACAAAUUAAAGCUCCAUGCAUGGCUUCAAAACCACCACCACUGUCCCUCCUCUUCAUUGCUCUCUCCAUGCUCUCUUCCACCACCACCAGCAGCAGCUCCGGCCCCGGUAUCGCCAUCUACUGGGGCCAAAACGGCAAAGAAGGCACCUUACAACAAGCAUGCGCCACAAACAACUACAAAAUCGUAAUCCUCGCAUUUCUUACCGUCUUUGGCAGUGGCCGAACUCCGAAAUGGAACUUCGCCGGCCACUGCGGCGAUUGGAGCCCCUGCACCAAACUAGCCCCACAAAUCCACUACUGCCAGAGCCAAAACAUCAAGGUGUUCCUCUCCCUCGGCGGCGGCAUCGGACACUACUCUCUCUCCUCGCCGCAAGACGCGAGGGAAGUUGCGCUCUAUCUUUUUGAAAGCUUCCUCAGUGGCCAACACGGACCACUGGGAAGCGUGGCAUUAGAUGGCAUUGACUUUGACAUCGAAGAAGGGUCAAAUCUUUUCUACGAUGACUUAGUCAAAGCCAUCAAUGCAUUCUCCACAAAGGAGAAAAGAAUUUACCUAUCUGCGGCGCCGCAAUGUCCGUACCCAGAUCACUACCUCGAUAAAGCAAUCAAAACUGGAUUAUUUGAUUAUAUUUGGGUUCAAUUCUAUAACAACCCUCCAUGCCAAUACUCAAAUGGAAACCCUAAGAAACUUUUCGAGUAUUGGGACACGUGGACAUCGUCGGUUUUGCCGAAUAACACUGUCCUUUUGGGGCUUCCGGCGGCGCCUCGUGCCGCCGGAAGUGGGUUCGUAGCUGCUGAGGUUGUGGCGGAUGAGAUUCUUCCGUACAUAAGAAAAGGUUCAAACUAUGGAGGGGUUAUGCUUUGGAGCAGAUACUAUGAUGUUCAAACCAACUUCAGUGAGAAGAUUAAGGGUAGCUUGAUGAUGAGAUCUGCGUUGAAGUUAGUGAAAGCAAUUGGAGAUGGAAUAUAUGAAGGCCUGUUUUCCAUUUUGAACCGUCGUUAUGUGCCUAAAUCUGCUUCACUUAGGGCUGAUGUUUGAAGCUUCUACAUUAUAUUUGCAAAGGUGAAAACUUACUAUUAUUUUUACUUGAAAUUGAUAAUUAAAAAUUUUUAGAUUAUAAUUUAAUUAAAUUUAUAAAAUGAUCUAAUAAUUUUUAGUUGUCAACUUCAUGUCAAAAUAUCUGUAUAUGACUUUUCACCGUUUGCAAAAGCUUCAAGAAAAUGAGAGAAUAAUAAGUCACUUUGCAUGCAUGUGUGAUAUCUUUCUAAAGUUGGUGUCUUCUGGGGUUUAUGGGGAGCUUUUAAAAAAAGUAGUAUUUAUUUUUCAUGUAACUAUAUGAUGACUUCGAUGAUUGUCACUCUUCUAUAUUUAUGAUGGGGUAGA
Arachis ipaensis is the source of this 1435-nucleotide messenger RNA. Its product is annotated as acidic endochitinase-like. Gene Ontology annotation, cellular component: extracellular region. The record is from RefSeq and is a predicted model, not a curated record. Lineage: Eukaryota; Viridiplantae; Streptophyta; Magnoliopsida; Fabales; Fabaceae. Gene Ontology annotation, biological process: carbohydrate metabolic process. Gene Ontology annotation, molecular function: chitinase activity.